Poecilia reticulata (guppy) is the source of this 2662-nucleotide messenger RNA. NCBI's taxonomy places the organism in Eukaryota, Metazoa, Chordata, Actinopteri, Cyprinodontiformes, Poeciliidae. The record is from RefSeq and is a predicted model, not a curated record.
CAGGACAGAACCAGGACAGAACCCGGACAGAACCAGGACAGAACCAGGACAGAACCCGGACAGAACCAGGACAUCAAAGUUUGUUAAAACUCUGACAAACAGGAGAUUUAAAUAUCUGGUUGUUAUAUUUUUAGAUUUAUUUAGAUUUUUAAUUCCUUCAAACAGACAAGAUGGCCGCCUUUCUGUCGUUGCCAUGACAACUCCACCUGAAGACACCAGACCUUUUACAGCUUUAAAUAAUUUUCACACAUAAAAUAUAAAUCAGAUCCGGUUUAAUGAUUUUACAUUUAAUCAAAGUUUAGGAAACAUUUAGAAUUUUAUAUUAAACAAAAAGAUUUUGAUCAUAUUUUUGUUCCAUCAGGAGGAAAACGAACCGAAUCAUCUUCACGUCCAGAACCGAACAGAAACUAAGUGUUUAAUAAAUGUAGAUAAUUAUGUUGCUGCUGAGAUGCUUUUGUUUAAAUGUUUCUCCGUGAAGUUUUUCUGUUUUUCAUUUUCAAUAUGAAGGAAUUUCAGCAGCGACUUGAUGAUGAAGAACAAAAUAAAAACGUUUCAGUUUCUUUUUGUCCCGUUUGUCUAAAAAUACAAACAGAAACUCCUUCAUGCCAGCAGGGGGCGCCGUUUGAGCCGUCUGGUCUUGUGACCAGAAGGUUGUUGGUUCGAUUCCAGCUUCACACUCACUCUGGUUGUGAAUGGGUGAAUGUGAAUGAAUGAAUGAGUCUCCAGGGUAAAGUUAUUAUAAAUAUUAGUUAUUUAGUUCAGUUGGUUUACUUUCCUGCAGAAACAAUGUUUGGACCGGAACCGGAUCAGUAAUCUGACCUAAAGGGAAGUUCACGAGGAAAGAGUACUUUCAAAAUAAAACAGGAAAUCAGGAGAGAAGAAGAAGUUCAAAAAUAAAAACCACUCCGACGACAGGAGCCAGAAUCAGAACAGGACGGCUCACUAGAAUACAGUCGGUUCUGAUGGUCUGAACCGGGCCGGAUGUGGUUCUGCUUUCAGCUGCCAGACUGGUUCUGGUUCUGGUUCUGCUGAUUUGAGGGGAAAAGAGAAACUGGACCAAUACUGACUUUGUUUGGGGUGUACAAACUUUCUGAUUGGUUUUAAUUCAUUUAAUCAUGUUUUUUUAUUAACUUUAGUUUUUUAUUUAAUGUCUGAAACACAAAGAAACUCGUCAGUCUGCUGUGACGGUUCUGGACCAGUGAGAGGUCCGAACCCAUUAAUGGUCUGUGACCAGUGAGCCCAGCAGGUCCUGACCCGGUAACCAGUACGGUCCUCAUCGUCUCCAUGACGACAGGGGUCUGUGCGGAGGGCGCAGCCGACACCAGAACCCUGGACCCGGCUCCACUUUCUACUGGACCCUAACCCACUUUCUACUGGACCCGGUUCCACUUUCUACUGGACCCGGUUCCAGGAGCCGGUAUUGAUCAGCAGGAUCAUUAGCUUUGUGGUUCUAUAUCGAUCUGAACCUCUGCCAGGUUAUCAUUAAUAUUAUUGACGAGUAUUGAUUGUAGUACAACAGGCUGAAGUCGAUCUUGUGCACGUGAGGAUUUUGUUUCAGGUCAGGUUUCACCUGGUUGGUGAAUUAUUGAUGGAGUUGAGCCUCUGUCUCUGCUAGACGAUCACAGCCAACAGAAGACGAUCAUCAGGAGGCGGAAAGACGGAAUCAGGAAAACAAGAAUAAAAACUGGAAGAGAAACAGAAACCGGACAGAAGAUCAGAUGAACAUGGAGCGAUGAAGACUGAGGAAGAGGAGGAGGAUUCCAGCAAACCCAGAUGGAGUUUUCCUAAAAUCAAGCUGGGAAAACAAAAUUCUCACCACAAACGUAUUUCAUGUCGUUGCAACAAAAAGUCCUUCGUCCAAUCACAGGACAGCGUGAGCAAUGAGGUCAUAGCUCCAGAAGAAACCAAGAACCAAUCGGAUCUGGAGCCACCGGCUGGAGGCGGAGCUCUAUGGGAAGAUGAUUCAUGAAGAUGAAGAGGAGGAUGAUGAUCCCCUGCCCCCCCCUCCCUGCUCCUCUGUUGCCAUGGAGACGGCGAUGUCGGGCAGGAGGCCGGACCUGGUGUGCAUCGUGUGUUUCGGCAGUUAUGACUUGCUGACGCGGUUGCCACGGCGACUCCACUGUGGCCACGCCUUCUGCCAGGCGUGUCUGAAGAGACUCGACACGGUGAUCAACGAGCAGACGUGGAUCCCAUGUCCCCAGUGCCGGCAGAACACGCCGCGGCCGCGCGGCGGCGCCGCCGGUCUGGACCUGGACCUGCCGUCCUUCCUGGCGGUGAAGGCCCAGCAGACCUUCGUCUCCUCCUGCUCCUCUUCCUCGCGAAGCCCCGCCCCCAGGAGCGACGGGAAGCUUUGGCUGGGGAAGGAAGUUCCCGACGACGGCUGGCGGCACGGCGGCCUGGCGGAGCCGCGCUUCCAUCACUACGGCGACUGCUGCCCGGCGCCGUCCUGCUGGCGCUGCUGCUGGUUCUGCUGCCCCGGGCGAGGCUGACACACCGGACCGGAACCGACCCGGCCCUGGAUGAGCCCAGUUCUGAUGUCCUGGUUCCAGGUCAGCGCUGUGUCAGAACCGGGUCAGAACCGGGUCAGAACCGGGUCGCCGGACAAUAAUCAGAGCUUUGAAGUAUUUUGUGUUCAGAAACAAAUAAAAGCUUUAAAGUUUUG